ACCGGCUCAAAAAGACGCCUUGCCUCAUUUCAACAUACGCCCCCAUUCCCUCCACCCCAGAUGUCGUCUCUUGGCCACUUCACCUCCCCGGUCCCUGUUCCCAUCGGCGGCUUAUAUCUAUCUUCAAGACACACACAACCUCCCUCCGUUUACCUGGAUAUCAACAAGCCAGAACAUCAGAUCCCAACAGUUCACCACCAGCAUCUUCCCUCCACCACAAGGAUCUUGAGACCAACGUCCCUCUCUACGUUCUCCGGCCACGCCCAAUCCCUCGCACUGGGUGCCAUUGUCUCGGUGCCAGUCAGACAUCUCUGUCGCCCUCCACUUCUCCGGCUCUUCUACCAAAAUCAGACCCCCAGGCAUUUCCCCGGUCGAUUGGGCCUCUCAGAACUCACCGCUCAACCAUCUCUUCCCAUCUUCCGUCGAGCUAAAGAGGCAGAAGAGCAGCAUCUUGGUCCAGCCCCAUCUUCGUGCUGCUGGAUAAGACUCCCUCCGUCUGCAGUCGUCCUGUGCCAACCCUGCAAACCCCGGCCGCCCUUUUACAUUAGGGUCUGUCUCCUCAAGAAGCAUAUUCCACCGUCGAUCACCCCUGCCCGGAGGCGUCACAAGUUGCUCAGGACGGCUCCACCUGUCCCGCUGACCAAACGGCAAUACCGUUCACACUGGCCCCAGUACCGAUUGGCCCUAGAGCAAUCCUACCCCCCCCCCCCAAGCACAGGGCACAGUCCCGCAAGCCAUCUUGUCAGACAUUUUGUGUCCCCUCGAAGACACUUAAGGUCGCUGAUCCCUCCAUCUCGACUCGUACUCUGGUCCCUUUCAGUUUGAACCUAAACUGAGAGUCACCGUCCCCGCAGAGGUGGCGCGAGACCUUAAAACUUUACUCUAUCGGGGUCCCGCAUCUGAUCAGCGAGCUUGCUCCUGAACA
Molecule: messenger RNA, 925 nt
Organism: Phialemonium atrogriseum
Lineage: Eukaryota; Fungi; Ascomycota; Sordariomycetes; Cephalothecales; Cephalothecaceae
Exons: 2
Coding region: 61-825 (254 amino acids)
Source: RefSeq, a predicted model, not a curated record